Messenger RNA from Coccidioides immitis RS, 387 nucleotides. RefSeq lists its product as uncharacterized. The coding region runs from base 1 to 387 and encodes 128 amino acids. NCBI's taxonomy places the organism in Eukaryota, Fungi, Ascomycota, Eurotiomycetes, Onygenales, Onygenaceae. The transcript is spliced from 2 exons. The record is from RefSeq and is a predicted model, not a curated record.
AUGACGCCAAAGAGGAGCGCUGCUUUGUUGUCGAACUCGGUGCUGUUCCUGAAUGAUACUGUAUUGAUCAAAAUCUUGAUCAUCAAACGGCGGAUGGUGACAAGGCAGCCUAGGAUGAAGCGGGAAAGCAAUGUCUCAAUGACGGACCGGUCGGAGGCGAGAAGCGAAUGGAGAGGAAAAAUAAUUAAAAUAAAAAAAAUAAAAAAUAAAGAAAGGGCACUGGAAAGAGUGAAAAUGGAGAUCUCCGGAAGGGAAGCAAAAACGAGCGAGAAUCCCAGACGCCGGGGUCUCUCAAGUGCGAUUCUUUACAAGUCACGGUAUGGGGGCUGUACAUACCAGCAAUCCAUCCAUGCUCGUACAGAACACGGAGUUCGGAGGAGAGUCUGA